AUGCUCAGUAUUGCCCAGUUGGAUAUAGUAAAUGUUACUACAAUGAUAGUUGCUGUAAAACAGGCUAUUAUUGCUGUACGGAUUCCCUUGGAGGGUGUUGUCCAAAUGGAUCAUCUUGUACUCCUAAUGAAUAUACAUGCUCACACUAUUGAUAUAGUAGAGAAAGAAGAUUCAUUUAAAACCAAGUCACCUUUGGUUAAUAAUAGUGAAUCACCACCACCGCCAUUAGAUAUGGAUGGUACUAAACAAAGACCAAAUAAAACCAAUUUUCAAAAGGAAAAGCAUAAAAGAAAAAUUGCUGAAUCUGUUAAAACAAUAAUAGAAUGUCUUGGUAAAGGUCAGUAG
Molecule: messenger RNA, 345 nt
Organism: Entrophospora sp. SA101
Lineage: Eukaryota; Fungi; Glomeromycota; Glomeromycetes; Entrophosporales; Entrophosporaceae
Source: the annotation of a GenBank genome assembly